Molecule: messenger RNA, 1535 nt
Organism: Ricinus communis (castor bean)
Lineage: Eukaryota; Viridiplantae; Streptophyta; Magnoliopsida; Malpighiales; Euphorbiaceae
Product: sigma factor binding protein 1, chloroplastic
Exons: 1
Coding region: 238-669 (143 amino acids)
Source: RefSeq, a predicted model, not a curated record
UUAAUCUAAAUCACCUUCCUAGAAAUAUCCUUUCUUGCAUUUUCUUCUAAUCCAAUCUCUUUCUAGGAAACCAUCUUCUUUCACACUUGACAAAAGUUUCCUCUUUCCGUACCCUUUAUAUAAACCCUACCGUAAGUUCGUCCAGUACAACAUAUGAUCUCAUCAUCCAUUGAAGACUCAGCGAACAGAAAAAACACAUAAAUUAUUUCUGGGUUAGUUUUGGCUUUUCUCUUGAUCAUGGAUGUACUUGGAGUUAACAUGAAGAGCAGGAAGCAAGCAUCAAAGAGAAGUAAAAAGGGAAUCAAAGUUGUGUAUAUUUCUAGUCCUAUGAAAGUUGAGACUAGUGCAUCAAAAUUUAGGGCUCUUGUUCAAGAACUUACUGGAAAAGACUCUGAUGCUGCAAGAUUUAUGGAUGUUAACAAUGGUGCUGAAAAUUACUCUACUGAAACUACUCCUGAUCGAAGCAGGGCUGCUUCUGAUGAGCACGGAUCAGUACUUCUUCCUUUGAUGAGCUCUUACAAUGAGCCCUCUUUUUCUUCUUCUCCUGAUUCCGACUCUAGUAUAUUUGACCCAUUUGAUAGAUUUUUGCCACCUAUGGAAGGCAGUUUUAUGAGCAUGUUUCAAUCAAAUUUUCCCCAUGAAUCUUUUCAGUUAGACGUUUUUAACUAGAAACUCUUUAGGUAGAUAUAUAUAUAUAUAUGGAUUGUAAGUUUUUAUUUAAGCUUUCUUUUGGUCUUAUUCAUUUAUAUAUAUACAUGUAUGUAUGUAUGUAAAUUAAUACAUAUAGUAUAGCUUUCUCGAAUUUCCAGCUACUACAAUUUUGAUACAUAUGGAGAUGCUUAAUUUCUUCUGUUUCUUUCUUUAUAAUAUUGAGAUUCAUUGUUAUAUCUAUAAGUGGAAGGUCUCCUGCUGAUCUCCAAUUGCUGCUUAUGAUGAUGUCUUGGAUUCAUAGUAUUUCUUUUUCUGUAUAAUUAUUUGGGUUCAGAUCCCUCUCUUUCCCACCAAAGUAAAUGGAGAAAAUAAUCAAAAAACUUAUUCGAAAAUGUUUGACUGGUUUUUAUGCAGAUUACCUAAUUCAUCAUAGGCAUUGACAAUAUCUUGUAUAAUUUUUUAAAAUAGAAUUGGUCCAUCUGGUCAAAACAGUUGAUUUUUAUUUUCCAUGGCUGGAAACACGAGCUGUGCAACUUGUCAAAUGUUUUCAUGAAGAAGAGAAAAGCAAAACCACCAUGAGCAUUGAUCAAGUUCUUGAAAAUUUUACGGUUUCAAGGGGUUAGAUUUGUUGAUCUUGGGGGAAGAAAAUGUGAGAUGGCAAGAUUAAGAGAAUCUGAAGUGGUCCUUGUUGCUCUAGCGAGUGGAUAUAAAUUUAAUCCAAGUAGCUAGUGCAAUUUGGAGGUGGCUUUAUGGGUUAGUUGUCCUUUGGAAUUUUGAAAUAAAAGUUGAUGUCUGGCGGCUGCCUUAGGGCCCUUUUCUUCUCUGAUCUUAUCACAUGUAAUCCAAGCAAACUUUUACUGUUAAGAAAAAAAGAAAAUUUUAUA